GCUUAAACUGUAGUUAUACAAACCAAUGAACCAGCAAAAAAAAUAAAAAUAAAAAGGAAACCUAAUUAGGAUUUGGGGCCAACUGAUUAAUUGUGGGAGUAACCAAGAAAAAUGUGAAAGAGUUGGAGUGGAUUCGAUUUAGACAGAGAUCUACACCUGAAGACUCAGACAAGACAGAACCAGAGCUGUACAAGAUUCUUUAUUAAUGGCAGAAUCCUUUGACACAGCCCUCACUGAGCAAUGACGUGUUUUGCUGAUAUAUCAUAAGAAAGCAACAAUGGAGCAUUCUUCAGCUACGAAAUUUCCAGUUAAUCCUGAAGAUUACAAGUUGCAUGAAGAAGUGGGUCAAGGUGUUAGUGCCACUGUGUACAGAGCUCUAUGUAUCCCAUUCAAUGAGAUUGUUGCUAUCAAAAUUUUGGAUUUGGAAAAGUGCAACAGUGACUUGGAUGUCAUUCGUCGCGAAUCCCAAACUAUGAGCUUGCUUGAUCAUCCGAAUCUACUGAAGGCACACUGCUCUUUCACAGCUGGCGCAAGUCUUUGGAUUGUGACGCCAUACAUGGCCAGUGGAUCAUGUGUUCACAUAAUGAAAUCUGUUCAACCAAAUGGUUUUGAUCAGCCUAUUAUCGCCACAUUGUUGCUUGGAGUUCUGAAAGCUCUUGUCUAUUUACAUUCCCAUGGACUCAUUCAUAGAGAUGUUAAGGCUGGAAAUAUAUUGAUUGAUGCAAAAGGCUCAGUUAAAUUAGCAGACUUUGGUGUUUCAGCAAGUUUGUUUGAUAAUGGUGAUAGACGGCAUUCAAGAAAUACUUUUGUUGGAACUCCAUGCUGGAUGGCUCCUGAAGUUAUGCAGCAAUUGAAUGGAUAUGACUUUAAAGCAGACAUUUGGUCAUUCGGAAUAACAGCUCUUGAACUUGCUCAUGGUCGUGCUCCACUGUCCAACUAUCCACCAAUGAAGGUUUUACUGAUGACCCUACAAAAUGGACCACCUGGUCUUGAUUAUGAAAGGGACAAGAAGUUUUCAAGUUCCUUUAGAGAGUUGGUAACUGCGUGCUUAUUAAAGGAUCCAAAGAGGCGUCCAACAUCAGAGAAGCUUUUAAAUUAUCGUUUCUUCAAACAUGCACGUUCAAGAGAGUAUGUAGUUCAGGCCAUUCUCGAUGGCCUUCCUCCGCUUGGUGAUCGUUUUAGGCUGGUGAAGGAAAAUGAGGCUGCUCUUCUUGCACAAAAAAAGGCUAUGGUGGCAGAUGAGCAGCAAGAGUAUAUACGGGCAAUCAGUGCAUGGAAUUUUGAUUUAAAUGAUAUGAAAAAACAGGCCGCUCUUCUUGAGGAUGAUGAUUUUAUUUCCGGUACCGAAAAUCAAGAAUGUAUAAGCAAACAGAAGGCUGAAUAUGAUAAAUUAGUAGUUCAAGAAGAGGCAAAGCUAGAGGAAACUUCAAACCAUUUCAAUUCUGAAAAAUCUGGGCAAUUCAUUAAGGAUGAGCGCAAUGAUCUCAGGAAUCUUGAUGGUUCACCAGCUUCAUCUCCUAAGCUAUCCUUUCAGGCAAACACAGGUCGCUUGACACAUCAUCUUGAGAAAGAUUACAGAGAGAAUGCCUCAGAUAAAGUGGCCUUCCCACGCAAGGGGCAGUUUGCUGAAAACCUAGGUUCCAGUCCUAAGGACAUUAAUUCGAAUAGAUUUGUCAGCACAUGUUCUGAGCAACCUCUAUGUUCUACAUCAAAUACAUCUGCUUCAAUUCUUCCCUCUCUACAACACCUCCUGCAGCAGAAUGCAUUACAAAGAGAACUAAUAAUAAGAUCUAUUAACUUUGUACAACAACAAAUUGCGGUGAAAGGUAGAUGCAGAGAGUUGGUGGAACCAGUAGGCAACAAUGAGCUCAAUCAGAGGUUUGUUACUAAUAGCAGUAGAGAAAGAGUCCUUGAAUCUCAAGUGAUGUUACUGGAACAAAACAAUGAGAAGCUUGUUAAAGAGUUGCAGAAGCAAAAAAUGGAGAGCCUCAAGCUGGAGAGGCAAUUAAAGACUUUUGACAAGUAGGAGCUGCAGAUAUCGGCUUUAAUAUUUCUUUUUCACUGGGAUAAAAAGGUAUUACGUAGACCUGCAUAUAUUAACAAUUCACUUUUUUGCUUGUGCCAUACGUAAAUGUGUAGUUCUUGUUAUUUGUUUCUUGUAAAUAACAUUUUGUAUCCACAUACAUUAUUUAUUCUCUCUAAAAGUUUUUUGCGGGAUACAAAUCCUUUUGUUUA
Messenger RNA from Humulus lupulus (European hop), 2235 nucleotides. Its product is annotated as serine/threonine-protein kinase BLUS1-like. Gene Ontology annotation, biological process: protein phosphorylation. The record is from RefSeq and is a predicted model, not a curated record. Gene Ontology annotation, molecular function: protein kinase activity; ATP binding; protein serine/threonine kinase activator activity. NCBI's taxonomy places the organism in Eukaryota, Viridiplantae, Streptophyta, Magnoliopsida, Rosales, Cannabaceae. Bases 278 to 2026 code for a protein of 582 amino acids. The transcript is spliced from 20 exons.